AUGGCUACCUCACCGGGGCUUUCCAAAGCUACACCGGUGAAGAGCAUGCCAAAGUUUGCCGUCCUGCCCCCCAUUAAAAGGACCGGAGACAUAAAUGAGUUCGAACAGACUAUUGCGGCCAUGAAGGAGUCAGCCCAGAAGCUAAAGGCUGACACGAAGCUAUUGCAACCCCAAACAAGCAAAUGGAAAAAGCAAAACCAAACCCAAAGGAUACUCGUUUCCAGAGCACUUGUAGAGUACAGGAAAAGCAAUGAAAGGAAAACUGUUAGGUGUCUCUCACCAGAACCACAACUUCCAUCUUCUAUGCUCAGUGAGGAGCGGAAACGAAUGAUGAACUACAAUUUCUUGAAGCAGUGUGUAGAGAGUCGACCCGUUGCUCCAAUCCAGCAACAGUGGUUGGACUUGAUUGUAGCUCGAAUUGAUCCCAAACUGAAAGAGAGCCCUGAGACAAAUAAGCUGUUACAGGAGCUCUGUAUGGAAGUCACUGAUGAGUUCCACAGUGAGACUGUCAAGCACACGGUGGACCAAAUGUUAAAGAAUCCUUUUACAGUAGAGGAGAGCUCAGAAAAACCGAAAGCUAUCCAGUCAAAAAUUCUUGAUUUCUCCCAACCAUGGCAUGGUAGCUUUGUUAAAAGACGCAACAUCAUAAAGAGAAAUUUGCACAUUCUUCAUCCUGUCAUGCAAACUAUAUUGGAGAUUGGCUACACAACAUUUUCUCCAUUGAUCCUAGCUGAUCUGUCAGGGUGCAGAACUUCAGGACCUGUUGACUGUAAAAGCUUAAAGAACAAAGCUGCAGUGGAGUGUAAGAGGAAGGAGGAUCAUAUUAUGAACACAUGGUUUCCCAAAAUCAUUCACUUAUUAACUAAUACAAAGAUUUUAAAGGAAGUUAAAGAGGAGAAACUGAGUUCCUUUUACAACUGUGCAUCCACCCUGAUAUCCAUUCAGUUGAAGUCCCUCAUUCAGGCAGCUAUUGAAGAGUUUGUCCAUGUAUUUGAUCUGAGCAAUCACCACAGCUUGCCAGUCUUCCGGAUGGCUUUGACAUUUGAUGAUGAAAAGAUGGAAGUUUACCCCACCUUCCAAGAUCUGGAAGAUUCUGUUUUGGAGAUCCUUUACUCCUUAGCAAAUACUUUGCAGAAGGUGCAGACUGUCCAGGCUUGGUUGGCACAAAACUCAUCUUCAUUUGUGGAUGCCAGGGUGGCUGAGCAGAUCCUUUCUUGGGCCAAGAGUUCUGUUCAGAACACAGUGAGGAAAAAUCUAGAGGAACCUGAAAAACAUCUCCAGAGCUAUGUUGACAGCUAUGACUGGCUGGUCAAUGGAACUGCACAGACCCAAGUAGAUACAUUUAUGGAAGAGGAGCACUCCUUAGAUGAGUAUAUUAAACAAGUGGAGGAGUUUCGUCUCCUGUCAAAGGAUAUUAUCAGGCUCCCGUCAAAAGCUCUUUUCACAAUGGUUCAUCUGGACUGUGAGGAGCUGAAACAAGGGCUGGCCAACAAAGCCAAAACCUACUCUGAAAUUCUUCUGAGGAAACUAGUCGCCAUACAUCGUGAGCAAAAUCGGCAGAUCUGCUCUGAAUAUGAAGCUAUCAAAAAGAAAGCUCUGGACGUUCCAGAAACUACAGAUGACAUAGCUCAGACGAUUGAAUAUAUCAAUUUCACCAAGAAAAAGAGAAUUAGUGAACUUAAUGAAAAAUUAAAGGAAGCCAGCUCCAGACUCAUGUACCUCUUAGAUGUCCACAUCAUGGAGCCAGAGGAUUUGGAGCUUAACUCAUCUCUUUUUCUCUGGCCAAAAAAGAUCCUUCAUGCAUUUGAGCUCAACAAUGAGGUGUUGCAGGAGGCAAAGGAAAAAGGACAGAAAGAGCUCAUCGCCAAAAGAGAGAGAUUAAUGACUCAGCUGGCAAAGUUGGGACGUAUGAUAGAGGAGUUCCCACAAUGUUCCGAACUAGAAAUGAUGCAGCAGUAUGAUACAGAUGUGAGACGGGUUCAAAAACUUCUUCAAGUGGCUGAAGAGGAUAUUGUAUCCAUUAAUAAGGAAGAGGCCUUUUACAAAUUGGAACUAUCAUCUUACCCUGAAGUUGAAGUCAUCAAAGCCAGUAUUGAACCAUACCAGCAACUGUUCGGAUUUAUUCUUAAGUGGCAGCACAUGGAGAGCAGAUGGAUGAAUGGAUCUUUCCUGGAGCUCGAUGGCGAAAACAUGGAGGUUCAAGUGGAUGAGUUUUAUAGGGAAGUUUUCAAGAUGUUCAGGUUUUUCCAACAGAAGCACAAUAAGGAUGCACAAGAGAUGGAGAAGAUUUCUGGGAACACUAGAAGCAAAACUAGUGAGGAUCCAACCAAGCUGGAAAGCCCUGCAGUAGUUUUGUGUUCUGCCGUAAUGGAGCAAAUCAAAAGCUUCAAGGGCUAUAUCCCUCUAGUGUCCAUAUUGUGUAACCCAGGUAUUAGAUCUCGUCACUGGGACCAAAUGUCACAGAUAGUGGGGUAUGACCUGACCCCAAACUCUAGUUCAACACUACAGAAAGUUCUCACACAAAACCUGGCCCCUUACCUGGAAGAGUUUGAGUCAAUCAGUGCUGCUGCUAGCAAAGAAUUUUCCCUGGAGAAGGCUAUGGAAACUAUGGUGCAUGUUUGGGAUGACAUUUCCUUCAGUCAUCAGCCUUACAGGGAAACCAGUGUUUCUAUCUUGACUGCUUUGGAUAAUAUUCAGACAAUGUUGGAUGACCAGAUUGUGAAAACCCAGACAAUGAGGGGCUCACCAUUCAUCAAACCCUUUGAAAAUAAAAUCAAGCAAUGGGAGCAGCGUCUACUUCGUAUCCAGGAAACCAUAGAUGAGUGGCUGAAGGUGCAGGCCCAGUGGCUUUACCUAGAGCCCAUCUUUUCAUCUCAGGACAUAAUGCAGCAGAUUCCAGAAGAAGGAAAAAUUUUCCAAACUGUUGACAGAAAUUGGAAAGAGGUCAUGAAGCACUGUGUUAGGGACCCUAAGAUUCUGCCGGCAACCUCGCUACCAGGAUUGCUAGAGAAACUGCAAGAUUCCAACAGCCUCCUUGAUAUCAUUAUGAAAGGUUUAAAUGCCUAUCUGGAAAUGAAACGUCUCUUUUUUCCAAGGUUCUUCUUCUUAUCUAAUGAUGAAAUGCUGGAGAUUCUUUCUGAAACCAAGGAUCCACUGCUUGUUCAGCCUCAUCUGAAGAAGUGCUUUGAGGGUAUUUCCAAACUGGACUUCCUACCCAAUAUGGAUAUCCAGGCAAGGCAGCUGAUAUUUCUAUUGUUACAUGACAUCAUACUUAAUUAGGGUUCAUUAAGCUAUGCUAUUCUUGUUCAGGCCAUGUACAGCAGUGAAGGGGAGCGUGUCGAGUUAAUCCAGCACAUCUCUACAUCUGAAGCCAAGGGAGCUGUAGAGAAGUGGCUGGUUCAGGUGGAGGAUGUGAUGCUUCAAAGUGUCAGAGAUGUAAUAGCCAGGUCCAGAGUGGCCUAUGCUGAGACUGUACGGGAGAAGUGGGUCAAGGAGUGGCCUGGACAAGUGGUGCUCUGCACCUCACAGAUUUUUUGGACUUUAGAAGUUCAUGAAGCCAUUAGUGAAGGAGCUAAUGGUUUAAAGAACUACUAUCAGCAGCUCCAGAACCAGCUAAAUGAUAUUGUAGAGCUUGUGAGAGGAAAACUGCCAAAACAAACAAGGAUUACUCUGGGAGCAUUGGUCACUAUCGAUGUCCAUGCCAGGGAUGUCGUAAUGGAGCUUAUUGAUAAAGGCGUGUUACAUGAAACUGACUUCCACUGGCUUGCUCAACUUCGUUAUUACUGGAGCAAUGACAACGUUCGUGUUCACAUAAUAAAUUGUAAUGUUAAGUACGCCUACGAGUACCUGGGGAACUCGCCACGUCUGGUCAUCACUCCUCUAACUGACAGAUGCUACCGAACCCUGAUUGGAGCUUUCUACCUGAAUUUGGGAGGUGCACCAGAGGGUCCAGCUGGAACAGGAAAGACUGAAACCACUAAAGACUUAGCCAAAGCUCUUGCUGUACAGUGUGUGGUCUUUAACUGUUCAGAUGGACUGGAUUACCUUGCAAUGGGAAAAUUUUUCAAAGGUCUAGCAUCAUCUGGCGCCUGGGCAUGCUUUGAUGAAUUCAACCGUAUUGAGCUGGAGGUGCUGUCUGUAGUGGCCCAGCAGGUUCUUUGCAUCCAGAGGGCCAUUGAGCAGAAGCUGGAGUACUUCGACUUUGAAGGGACCACGCUCAAACUCAAUCCCAACUGUUUUGUUUCUAUAACAAUGAACCCUGGCUAUGCAGGACGCUCAGAACUCCCAGACAACCUCAAGGUAUUGUUCCGAACGGUGGCUAUGAUGGUCCCCAACUACGCUCUAAUAGCAGAGAUCUCUCUGUAUUCAUAUGGCUUUCUCAAUGCCAAACCACUGUCAGUGAAGAUUGUGAUGACAUACAGGCUUUGUUCUGAACAGCUCUCCUCUCAGUUCCAUUAUGAUUAUGGUAUGAGGGCUGUCAAAGCAGUACUUGUAGCUGCAGGAAACCUCAAGCUCAAGUACCCUAAUGAGAAUGAGGACAUUCUGCUCCUGAGAUCCAUAAAGGAUGUUAAUGAGCCCAAGUUUCUCUCCCACGAUAUUCCACUGUUUAACGGAAUAACCAGUGAUUUGUUCCCAGGCAUCUCUCUUCCUACAGCUGACUAUCAGCUGUUCUUAGAAGCUGCUCAGGAGUGCUGUAAAAAUCACAAUGUGCAGCCAACACAGGUCUUCUUACAAAAGAUGAUCCAGACAUAUGAGAUGAUGAUAGUUAGGCACGGGUUCAUGCUGGUGGGAGAACCCUUUUCUGGAAAAACCAAGGUGCUGCAUGUUCUAGCUCAUACUCUGACUCUCAUGAAUGAGAAGGGGUAUGGUGCAGAAGAAAGGGUCAUCUUCAGGACAUUGAACCCAAAAUCUAUUACCAUGGGACAGCUCUUUGGACAGUUUGAUCUAGUUUCCCAUGAGUGGACAGACGGGAUUGUGGCCAACACAUUUCGUGAGUUUGCAUCGGCUGACACACCAGACCGCAAGUGGGUGGUGUUUGAUGGCCCCAUAGAUACAUUGUGGAUUGAGAGCAUGAACACAGUGCUGGAUGACAACAAAAAAUUGUGCUUGAUGAGUGGUGAGAUCAUUCAGAUGUCAAGUCAGAUGAGUCUGAUAUUUGAAGCAAUGGAUCUUUCACAAGCUUCUCCUGCCACAGUCAGUAGAUGUGGUAUGAUCUACAUGGAACCAUCUCAGCUAGGCUGGAAGCCCUUGGGGAUUUCUUGGAUGAACACUCUUCCUGAUACUCUGCAGAGCCCAGACAACCGCUCUCUGCUGUUGGAGCUCUUCCACUGGCUCCUUCCACCUGCCUUCAAGAUGCUGCGCAAGCACUGCAAAGAAGUUGUUCCUACCAGCAACAGUAACACUGUGGUGUCUCUGUGUCGACUGUUUGAGAUGCUUCUCACUGAACCCUUAAAGACAGGCCCUGGUGAUAAAAAUAUUCGUGCAUGGAUCAUGGCAGCUUUUGCAUUCUCUUUGGUGUGGUCUGUGGGUGGUAGCUGUGAUGCAGAUAGCAGAGAGAAGUUUAGUGAGUUCUUAAGAGCGACAGUUUCAGGAGAAACAAAAGAAAAUCCAAUUCCUGAAACAGUUGGAAAAUGGGAGUGUCCAUUGGAUGAGAAAGGCUUGGUGUAUGACUACUUUUAUGAGUUUAAAGGAAAAGGCAAGUGGAUUCCCUGGAAUGAUGCCAUAAAGAAUCUCAGUCUGGAAAACAGAAACACCAAAGUUUCACAGAUCAUUGUUCCCACUAUAGACACAGUUCGGUACAAUUUCUUAUUGGACCUCUGCAUCAACCAUGACGUUCCUCUUCUGUUUGUUGGGCCUACUGGCACGGGGAAGUCAGUAUAUGUGAAGGAGAAACUGAUGAACGAUCUGGACAAAGACUUCUACCUACCCUUCUUCAUCAGCUUUUCAGCCCGCACCAGUGCUAACCAAACUCAGAACAUCAUUAUGUCCAGGUUAGAUAGGAGAAGGAAAGGGGUGUUUGGCCCGCCCACAGGAAAAAAGUGUGUCAUCUUCAUAGAUGACGUGAACAUGCCUGCACUAGAACAGUUUGGGGCACAGCCUCCUGUGGAACUUCUUCGACAGUACAUGGACCAUGGAAACUGGUAUGAUCUGAAGGAUACAUCCAAGAUUACUCUUGUGGACCUCCAGCUGAUCUCAGCAAUGGGACCCCCUGGUGGUGGAAGGAAUGCUGUAACUUCUCGUUUCCUGCGGCAUUUCAACAUUUUUAGCAUUAAUCCUUUCAACGAUGACACCAUGGUCCGAAUUUUUUCCAACAUUGUGGCUUUCUAUCUGAAAGGCAACAUGUUCCCACCUGAAGCUUUUACCAUUGGCAAGCAAAUAGUGAUAGCUAUGAUGAAAGUGUACAAGAAAGCCAUGGAGAACUUGCUUCCAACUCCAGCCAAGUCUCACUACACCUUCAACCUACGGGACUUCUCCCGUGUCAUUCAAGGCUGUUUGCUACUAAAAAAAGAGUCUCUGAAGGACAAACAUACUAUGAUACGACUGUUUGUCCAUGAAGUCUUUCGUGUCUACUACGACCGUCUGGUUGAUGACAAUGACAGAGCAUGGCUCUAUAAACUGAUGAACAGCAUUCUCAAAGAUCACUUUAAAGAGUCUUUUGACCAGAUCUUUGAUCAUCUGAAACAAGGCAGUAAACUGGUUGAGGAGGACAUGCGAAAUCUUCUGUUUGGAGACUACAUGAACCCUGAUGUGGAGGGUGAGGAACGCUUAUAUGCUGAAGUGCCUUCAGUUGAAGCCUUUGCUGAGGUGGUGGUGUCAUGUUUGGAAGAAUACAACCAGAUGCACAAGAAUCAGAUGAACCUUGUCAUCUUCCGCUAUGUGCUGGAGCAUUUGUCCCGUAUCAGCCGUAUCUUAAAGCAGCCAGGUGGCAAUGCUUUGUUAGUGGGAGUGGGAGGUAGCGGACGACAGUCCAUCACACGGCUGGCUACGUCAAUGGCCCACAUGACCAUGUUCCAACCGGAGAUCUCUAAGAGUUAUGGCAUGACAGAGUGGAGAGAUGACCUCAAGCUGUUGCUGAUAAAUGCUGGGGUUAAAGGACAGAAGACUGUAUUCUUAAUAACCGACACACAGAUUAAAGAUGAAGCUUUUCUCGAAGAUGUGGACAGUGUCUUGAAUACAGGAGAGGUGCCGAAUCUGUUUGCUAUUGAUGAAAAACAAGAGAUCAUGGAGACAGUACGACCCAUUGCUCAGGCUGGUAAUAAGAAUAUGGAGCUGAGCCCUUUGGCUCUGUUUGCCUUCUUUGUGGCACGUUGUAGAGAGAACCUGCACAUUGUUGUGGCCUUCAGUCCUAUUGGAAACGCCUUUCGAAAUCGUUUACGCCAAUUUCCAUCUCUCAUUAACUGCUGCACAAUUGAUUGGUAUCAGCCAUGGCCUGAGGAAGCUCUUGAGCGAGUAGCUAACACCUUCUUGGAGACACUGGAGAUGAGUGAAAAUGAGAGACAGGAGGUCGUACCCAUCUGCAAAACAUUUCACACCUCUGCAGAACAGCUGUCACAGAGAUUCCUUUCUGAACUAGGUCGUCAUAAUUAUGUGACUCCCACAUCUUACCUGGAGCUGAUAGCAGCUUUCCGUCAGCUACUCACUCAGAAAAGAGAUACUGUAAUGAAGGCAAAACUGAGGUAUACCAAUGGUCUGGAAAAACUUGCCUUCGCUGAAUCUCAGGUUGCUGAGAUGAAAAAGGAGCUGGUAGGCCUACAACCCAAACUGGAACAGGCAAAAAUUGACAACACCAACAUGAUGAAGGUGAUUGAAGAGGAAUCUGUGGAGGUGGAAGCAAAGAGUAAAAUUGUGCGUAUUGAUGAAGAGGCAGCAAUUAUAAAAGCUGAAGAGGCUCAGGCUCUGAACAAUGAAUGUGAGAGUGACUUAGCUGAAGCCAUCCCUGCUCUGGAGGCUGCUAUCUCUGCUUUGAAGACGUUGAAUCCCUCUGAUGUCACAAUUGUGAAGUCGAUGAAAAAUCCCCCUUCAGGGGUGAAGCUGGUGAUGGCAGCUGUAUGUGUGAUGAAAGAGAUAAAGCCAGAUAAGAUAGCUGACCCAGCUGGGACUGGAAAAAAGGUUUUUGACUACUGGGGUCCCAGCAAGAAGCUUCUGGGGGAUUUAAACUUUUUACGAGAUCUUAAAGAAUAUGAUAGAGACAAUAUUCCUCUCCUUGUGAUGCAAAAAAUCCGUAAUGAGUACAUGAUUAAUCCUGACUUUGAUCCCAGCAAAGUGGCUAAGGCUUCCUCUGCAGCAGAAGGGCUGUGCAAGUGGAUCAAAGGGAUGGAGGCUUAUGACAGGGUUGCAAAGGUUGUAGCUCCAAAGAAGGCUAAACUUUUAGAAGCCCAGAGGUCCCUAGCUGAUACCAAGGCCCUGCUGGACCAGAAGACAGCUGAGUUAAAGGCAGUGGAAGACCGCCUAGCUGCACUUCAGAAAACCUUUGAGGAGAAGACAAAGGAGAAGGCCCAGCUGGAGUUCCAAGUGGAUUUGUGUGCAAAGAAGCUGGAAAGGGCUGAAAAGCUUAUUGGUGGUCUAGGUGGAGAGAAAACCAGAUGGUCAAAAGCUGCAGAUGACCUGCAGAACACGUAUGAUAAUUUGACCGGAGAUGUUCUCAUCUCUGCUGGUGUCAUCGCCUACUUGGGGGCUUUCACUGCUGGCUUCAGACAGAAGUGCACUCAGUUAUGGACCAAACUCUGUCAAUCUAGAAACAUAGCAUCAUCAGAUGACUUCUCUCUCAGUAAAACAUUAGGAGAUCCAAUUAAGAUCAGGGCUUGGAACAUCGCAGGCCUUCCCAGUGACUCUUUUUCUAUUGACAAUGGUGUUAUUGUCAGCAAUUCACGUAGAUGGCCUUUGAUGAUUGACCCUCAGGGUCAAGCUAACACGUGGGUGAAGAAUUCAGAGAAAGAUAACAACCUGAGUGUCAUCAAGUUAACAGACGGGGACUAUAUGAGAACUUUAGAAAACUCUAUUCAGUUUGGAACACCCGUACUGCUAGAAAAUGUGGGGGAAGAGCUGGAUCCUUCUCUAGAACCACUCCUUCUCAAACAAACCUUCAAACAAGGUGGUGUGGAUUGCAUCAAGCUUGGUGAGAGCGUGAUUGAAUACUCCUGUGAUUUCCGUUUCUACAUCACCACCAAGCUCAGGAACCCACACUACCUUCCAGAAUUGGCCACCAAAGUGUCCUUGCUUAAUUUCAUGAUCACACCUGAGGGGUUAGAGGACCAACUGCUUGGGAUUGUGGUUGCAAAGGAGAGGCCAGAAUUGGAAGAAGAGAGAAAUGCCCUGAUCCUGCAGUCAGCUGACAACAAGAGGCAGCUAAAGGAAAUUGAAGACAAGAUCCUUGAAACUUUGCAGUCUUCUGAGGGGAAUAUACUGGAAGAUGAAAGUGCCAUUCAGAUCUUAGACUCAGCAAAGACCAUGUCCAAUGAGAUAACCAAAAAACAGCAAAUUGCAGAGAAGACAGAGAUUGAGAUAGCUGAGUCUAGAGAAGGUUACAGACGUGUGGCCAAGCAUUCAUCCAUCCUGUUCUUUAGCAUUGCUGAUCUGGCCAACAUAGACCCUAUGUACCAAUACUCUCUCAGCUGGUUUGUCAACCUCUACAUUAAAUCUAUACAGGACAGCAUUAAGUCUAAGGUUCUGGAGAGGAGGCUUCUAGUCCUUGUUGAUCGCUUCACCUACAACCUGUACUGCAACGUCUGCCGUUCUCUCUUUGAGAAGGACAAACUCCUCUUCUCCUACCUUUUGUGUUGCAAUUUGCUCCUAGCAAAGAAGGAGAUUGAAUUCUCAGACUUCAUGUUCUUGCUAACUGGGGGAGUGGGACUGCAGAACAACACUGCUAACCCAGACCCCAGCUGGCUCCAGGACAAGAGCUGGGAUGAAAUCUGCAGAGCCAGUGAACUGCCAGGCUUACGAGGAAUAAAAGACGCUUUUACUAAGAGUCCAGAAGAAUUCAAGCCUGUUUAUGACAGCAAAGAGCCAUGUAAUGUUGCUCUGCCUGCACCAUGGUGUGAUCAACUCAAUGACCUGCAGAAGAUGAUCAUUGUCCGCUGUCUCAGGCCUGAUAAGAUAGUGCCAGCUGUGACUAAAUAUGUGACUGGCAAACUGGGGAAGAAAUUUGUCGAGCCCCCUCCUUUUAAUCUGAGUAAGAGCUACCAGGAUUCUGACUCCACUGUUCCACUUGUGUUUGUGCUUUCUCCAGGAGCUGACCCCAUGGCUAGUUUGUUUAAAUUUGCAAGUGACAAGAAAAUGAGUGGGACAAAAUUCCAGUCUAUCUCUCUAGGUCAGGGCCAGGGGCCUAUAGCUGCUAAAAUGAUUUCCACAGCCAUGCAGAAUGGGACAUGGGUGUGUUUGCAGAACUGUCACCUGGCAGUUUCAUGGAUGUCCACCCUAGAGAAAAUCUGUGAGGACUUCAGUUUUGCAACAUGUCACCCAGACUUCCGCCUCUGGCUCACAAGCUACCCUUCAUCUAUGUUUCCAGUGACCAUCCUGCAGAAUGGAGUGAAAAUGACAAAUGAGCCCCCAACAGGACUCCGCCUGAACCUGCUUCAGUCUUACUCGUCAGAUCCCAUUUCUGACCCAAACUUCUUCAAAAACUGCCCCAAUAAGGAGUUUACUUGGGAGAAACUACUUUAUGGACUGUGCUUCUUCCAUGCUCUUGUUCAAGAGAGGAAAAAGUUUGGUCCACUGGGCUGGAAUAUUCCUUAUGGCUUCAAUGAGUCGGACCUCCGUAUAAGCAUCAGACAACUCCAGCUGUUUAUAAAUGAAUAUGAUGACGUGCCCUUAGAGGCCAUAACAUAUCUGACCGGCGAGUGUAACUAUGGUGGCCGUGUAACCGAUGACUGGGAUAGGCGGCUCCUGAUGACUGUCUUGGCUGACUUCUACAACAAGGACAUCAUUGACACAUUUUGCUACCCUUUCUCACCCAGUGGUGAAUACUUUGCUCCACGUAAAUCAAGCUAUGAAGAGUACAUUGUGUUUAUCCAGAAUCUUCCAUUGACCCAGCAUCCAGAGGUGUUUGGGAUGCAUGAAAAUGUGGACAUUUCCAAAGAUUUGCAGCAGACAAAACUUCUGUUUGAUUCGCUGCUACUCACUCAGGGUGGAGAAGCUAAAGGAGGGGCCAGUUCUGGGAGUGACAAUACCCUAUUUGACAUUGCAAAUGACAUCCUUACUAAGCUUCCAUCAGAUUUCGACACAGAAGCUGCUCUCUUGAAGUUCCCGGUACUCUAUGAAGAAAGUAUGAACACAGUUCUCGUCCAAGAGAUGGAACGCUACAAUACGUUGUGUAGUACGAUUCGUCUGAGUCUGCAGAACCUGUUGAAAGCUAUUAAGGGCUUGGUGGUGAUGGAUUCAGAGCUUGAGGCUGUAGCAGGCGGUUUGAUUGUGGGCAAGGUCCCAGAGAAAUGGGCCAAGCGUUCUUACCCAAGCCUCAAGCCCCUGGGGAGUUACAUAACUGACUUUCUCUCAAGGCUGAAGUUUUUACAGGUUUGGUAUGAUACCACAAAGCCCAGCGUGUUCUGGCUGUCUGGCUUCUUCUUCACACAAGCCUUCCUAACUGGAGCUAUGCAGAACUAUGCCAGGAAAUACCAUGUCCCCAUUGAUUUGUUAGGCUUUGAUUUUGAGGUUCUUCCUAUUUAUAAGUCAGACACAAUACCCGAGGAUGGGGUCUACAUUAACGGAUUGUUUCUUGAUGGUGCCCGAUGGGACAAAGAAAGCGGAGUCUUGGCUGAGCAGCACCCCAAAGUCCUUUUUGACUCGAUGCCCAUCAUCUGGAUUAAACCUGCUGAAAAGAAAAGUAUUGGUGAACCUCAGAAACUGUAUGAUUGCCCUCUCUAUAAGACCAGUGAGAGGAGAGGUACUCUCUCUACCACAGGCCACUCCACCAAUUUUGUCAUCUCCAUGAUGUUGCCCACCAGCCAGGGCCCACAGCACUGGAUCAAACGCGGUGUGGCCAUGCUCUGCCAGCUUGAUGACUGAGACAAGUUAAUACACUACUGGAGACUCCAGCACUUUAAGUGGGACUUUGAAAGGCCACAUGAAUACAUUAUUAAAAUUUGUUUCUUAACAGUGCAAAAUUAAACAUGUUUGUAUUUGACCAGCUAUUGAACAUGUUCAUGGUUCCAUGUUAUGUUCUUGUCCAGUGGCUACUUCAACACAAAGUGUAACUGCUUUCUUUAUAUAAAAUUAAAAUAUAGUAAAUGUACAUAAAAGUAACUAAAUGCACUAAAUGCUUUAACUUUUCAAUAGUAAAUGAUAGCAGCUGGUAUUUCUCAGUCCUGGAGCGUUGUGUGUUGGUUCAGUAAAAAAACAUGUAUGAGUGUGAA
Messenger RNA from Melanotaenia boesemani (Boeseman's rainbowfish), 12350 nucleotides. It is a transcript of the gene dnah12, whose product is annotated as dynein, axonemal, heavy chain 12. NCBI's taxonomy places the organism in Eukaryota, Metazoa, Chordata, Actinopteri, Atheriniformes, Melanotaeniidae. Gene Ontology annotation, biological process: microtubule-based movement. Gene Ontology annotation, molecular function: ATP hydrolysis activity; dynein intermediate chain binding; ATP binding. Gene Ontology annotation, cellular component: dynein complex. The transcript is spliced from 72 exons. The record is from RefSeq and is a predicted model, not a curated record.